AUGACUGCGAUCAUCAAAUCCCUGCUGCUCGUCUGUGUGUUUGUGCUGCCUCUGCAAACACUCGCGCUGCCGCUGCGCAACAGAUCGAGUUUUCCCAGCAAACCCGGGAAGCUUCCAGAAACACAGGGUGGUAAUGCCAUGGAAACCAUCACCGUUCCUUCAAUAGCUUUGAGUGCCGGGGCAAGAGAGCGCCGUGCGGUCUGGAGGGCCCUCUUGCAUAAAGGACCCCCGGUGAAACAGACCAACACACCGGCCAAUCAAAACAGGGAACAUUUCCGGGAACGUCGGCAUGUCCUCAGAGGGUCACGAGGUCACCCGCAGGGUCAGCUGAUGCGUGUGGGAUGCGUCCUCGGCACAUGCCAGGUACAAAACCUCAGCCACCGCCUCUAUCAGCUGAACGGCCAAAGUGGACGGCAAGACGCGCCAAUCAAUCCCAGAAGUCCACAUAGUUAUGGAUAAGACCACACAGUAAAAAUCUAUCCAAAAAUGUGACUACAGAAGACCACCGACACCAAUCAACAACUGGCGUGAUCAAUUUACAGGAGUCCUGUCAUGAGAAAUCAAAUUCU
This is a messenger RNA of Sinocyclocheilus rhinocerous, 569 nucleotides long. RefSeq names its product ADM2-like. Gene Ontology annotation, molecular function: hormone activity. Gene Ontology annotation, cellular component: extracellular region. The coding region runs from base 1 to 459 and encodes 152 amino acids. NCBI's taxonomy places the organism in Eukaryota, Metazoa, Chordata, Actinopteri, Cypriniformes, Cyprinidae. Gene Ontology annotation, biological process: adenylate cyclase-activating G protein-coupled receptor signaling pathway; regulation of systemic arterial blood pressure; positive regulation of heart rate. The transcript is spliced from 2 exons. The record is from RefSeq and is a predicted model, not a curated record.